AGCCACACACAGGCAGAGCCACGCACGGCCGCGCACAGCCACGCACAGCCGCGCACACACACAGAGCCACACGCAGCCACACACGCACAGGCAGAGCCACGCACGGCCGCGCACAGCCACGCACAGCCGCGCACACACACACAGCCACACGCAGCCACACGCGCACAGGCAGAGCCACGCACAGCCACGCACAGCCGCGCACACACACACAGCCACACGCAGCCACACGCGCACAGGCAGAGCCACGCACACACACGCACAGGCAGAGCGCGAAGAUGUCGCACCCGGGCAAGAAGAGCGUUCCCCGCGUCACGAGUGACCAGCUUCUCAUCAAAGGAGGAAAAAUUGUCAACGAUGAUCAGUCGUUUUAUGCAGACAUUUAUGUGGAAGACGGUUUAAUAAAACAGAUCGGAGAGAAGCUGGUUGUGCCUGGUGACGUGAGGACGAUCGAUGCCUAUGGCCAGAUGGUGCUGCCGGGGGGGAUCGACGUCCACACCAGGCUGCAGAUGCCCGUCAUGGGAAUGACCUCUGCCGACGGCUUCUACCAAGGCACGAGAGCAGCCCUGGCAGGAGGGACCACCAUGAUCAUUGACCACGUGUGCCCCGAGGCCGGGAGCAGCCUCCUGGCUGCCUACGAGCAGUGGCGGGCGCGAGCUGACAGCCAGGCCUGCUGCGACUACUCCCUGCACGUCGACGUCCCGCGCUGGCACGACAGCCUGGGCGAGGAGCUGGAGGCCCUGGUGAAGGACAAGGGUGUGAACUCCUUCCUGGUUUUCAUGGCGUACAAGGACAGGCUGCAGUGCACCGAUGCCCAGAUGUAUGAGAUAUUCUGCGCCAUCCGAGACCUGGGGGCCAUCGCCCAGGUGCACGCGGAGAACGGAGACAUCAUCGAUGAGGAGCAAAAGAGGCUGCUGGAGCUGGGGAUUACGGGGCCGGAAGGGCACGUCCUGAGCCGCCCCGAGGAGGUGGAGGCCGAGGCCGUGUACCGCGCCAUCACCAUCGCCAAGCAGGCCAACUGCCCCCUGUACGUCACCAAGGUGAUGAGCAGAGGCGCAGCCGAUGUCUUGGCGCAGGCGAAGAGGAAAGGCACCGUGGUGUAUGGGGAGCCCAUCACUGCCAGCCUGGGCACCGACGGCUCGCACUACUGGAGCAAAAACUGGGCCAAAGCUGCAGCCUUUGUCACGUCCCCCCCCAUCAGCCCAGACCCCACCACGCCAGAGCAUCUCUCCUCGCUCCUGUCCUGCGGGGACCUGCAGGUCACCGGCAGCGCCCACUGCACCUUCAGCACCGCGCAGAAGGCCGUGGGCAAGGACAACUUCACCCUCAUCCCCGAGGGGACCAACGGCAUCGAGGAGCGCCUGUCCAUAAUCUGGGAGAAGUGUGUGGUGCCCGGGAAGAUGGACGAGAACGACUUUGUAGCAGUGACCAGUACCAACGCUGCCAAGAUCUUCAACUGCUACCCCAGGAAGGGGCGCGUGGCCGUGGGCGCCGACGCAGACCUCGUCGUGUGGAACCCCAAGGCCACCAAAAUCAUCUCAGCAAAAACCCACAAUUCGAACGUGGAGUACAACAUCUUUGAAGGCACAGAGUGCCACGGGGUUCCUACCAUGGUCAUAAGUCAGGGAAAAGUUGUUCUUGAAGAUGGAAACCUGUGUGUCACCGAGGGGUCGGGUCGCUUCAUCCCAAGAAAGACGUUCCCCGAUUUCAUUUAUAAGAGGAUAAAGGCAAGGAACAGGCUGGCCGAGGUGCACGGCGUGCCCCGCGGGCUGUACGACGGGCCGGUGCACGACGGCGUGGGCAGCGCCAGGGCCGUGGCGCCCGCGCCCGCCUCCCGGAUCCCGCCCGGCACCGCCAAGGCUCAGGGACCCCCCGUGCGCAACCUGCACCGCUCCGGCUUCAGCCUCUCAGGGUCUCAGGCAGACGACCACAUUGCCCGGCGCACGGCGCAGAAGAUCAUGGCCCCGCCGGGCGGGCGCUCCAACAUCACCUCGCUGUCCUGAGCGCUGUGCCGGCGUCCAGCAGCCGCCCCACACCCUCUUCCUGUAGGUAGGAACUAGAGUAGCUCGCAGAGGUAGCGCUCCCGCCCCACUCCUCCCGGCCCGCGUCCGUUCCCGGGACAGCCCCGGCCUCGUGCAUGCACCCGGCGCUCAGCCGCGCGCUGCCGCUGCCCGGGGCCAAGGCGGGGCUGCGUUCGCUGCUGGGGCUCCUUCAUACUCGCCUCGACGGCCCUUUCUAGCCCAAGGACUUGUAACCGAUACACAGCUCCCUGAGCCGCAUCCUGCCUGUCAGCAGCACCCAGCAGGUCCCUGCACGCCCCGCGCAGCCGUGGCCAUGCCUGGGGCUGGUGCCACCGUGGCUGUGCCCGGGGGCAGAGCAUCCGUCCCUGCUGUGCCUGUGGCCUGGUGGGGCUGCCCUGGGCCGUGCAGGGCCGGGCUGGCUGCCCCCACCCCCGGGACACAGGCAGCGUGCCCGUGGGCUGCAGCCUCGCUGCUAAGGCUUGGUUUUGAAGGACUAUUUAUACAUUUUUUCAAGAGCCAAGUGCGUGUCUUACAACCAGUAACAGCUCGUUUGAAGGCCAGG
Molecule: messenger RNA, 2580 nt
Organism: Colius striatus (speckled mousebird)
Lineage: Eukaryota; Metazoa; Chordata; Aves; Coliiformes; Coliidae
Gene: DPYSL4
Product: dihydropyrimidinase like 4
Exons: 14
Coding region: 276-2000 (574 amino acids)
Cellular component (GO): cytoplasm; cytosol
Molecular function (GO): hydrolase activity, acting on carbon-nitrogen (but not peptide) bonds, in cyclic amides
Source: RefSeq, a predicted model, not a curated record